AUGAUGAGCAAAUACUCGCAGUUCUGGCCCAAGGGUGGUAUGCAGGGCAUCUUGCACCACUUCACAGAGACAUUGACGACAUUCGAAUACACAGCCAAUGCCGUACGCAAGCCUCACAGCAUCCUCUUCGUCGGAGGCCUCGGCGACGGUCUAGGAACGACUUCCUACACAGCAGAUCUGGUCCACGCACUAUCACAAACAGAAUGGUCGCUCUUCUCGCUCACCCUCACAUCAUCAUAUCAAUCAUGGGGUCUCGGACACCUCGACAGAGACACCGACGAGCUCGCUCAGGCGAUACGAUACAUCAAGGACUACAAGACAUCCAAAUUCGGCGACAAUGGCAAGAUUGUGUUGAUGGGACAUUCGACCGGCAGCCAGAUGGUGCUACACUACCUGUCACGAUCAAACCCUCACACCACAAACCCCUCGUUCGACUCCGACCUGAAGCAUCUCCAACGAUUGGCACUCGACGGUGCAAUUAUGCAAGCACCCAUCAGUGACAGAGAAUGCAUCAAACUUGUCUGCCAACACGGCUUCCGCGGCAACACUCCAGAGCAAUGUCAAGCAUACUACGAGCAACUAGAGAAGAUGGCAAAGGAGUUGGCUAGCAAAGAUGAUCAGACAUUCGAUGCGCUACUGCCCAUCCACUUGACAUACCAGAUCGGCUACCCCGCCAACACACCGCUAUCCGCACGCCGCUUCUUGAGUCUGGUGAGCCCAGAAAGCCCGCACAAUCCCUCCGAGGACGAUGUUUUUAGUUCAGAUCUCAGCGACGAACAAUUGGCAAAGUCAUUCGGUAUGAUUCAAAAGCAAGGAUUGUUGAAGAACAAGAUGGCUGCCUUCUACUCGGGUGCGGAUCAAGCCGUCCCUGAGUGGGUUGACAAAGCAGGUCUGAUGAAGAGAUGGGCCAAGGCAGCCAAUGAUGGCGGAGACAAGGAGAUUUGGGAUGAUGAGCACACUGCCGUUGUACCUAAUGCAUCACAUGCUCUGAGUAACGACGACCAAGGUCCGGCGAGAAAAUUCCUGUGCGAGAAGGUAUUGGGAUACCUGAACAAGUCUACGGGCAGCGCAUAG
Aureobasidium uvarum is the source of this 1074-nucleotide messenger RNA. NCBI's taxonomy places the organism in Eukaryota, Fungi, Ascomycota, Dothideomycetes, Dothideales, Saccotheciaceae. The record is from the annotation of a GenBank genome assembly.